CUCAUCUUACGGGAGACUUUGUCUCGUCAUCUCAAACGACACCAGUUUCUAUCAGAGUUCGCCCUUAAUAUGUCAGCCAUCAAUAGGGAAAACGCUCGGGACGUAUUGUCUAACAUUCUGUCGAACCUCUCCACCCCAUCCUGGUGGUGGUCUGGAAGCCAUUAUCAAGGGUACCCUAGGUAUCAAGGACUUUUCGAUAUUGAUGAUACCCGGCCAUCUCAUAGACCAGGUCGCGACAUUGCUGCCGUCAGGGACUUGCUGUUCGCUUCUAUGCGUGAUGAGGUGUUCGAGAUAUUUGGAGAGCCGAAUAUGAUGCCGAGAAAGGAAACCCUUUGGAAAAAGGCAGGAGACAUUUCCAAAGCCCAGAGAGGCAUUUAUCUCCAUAUCAUUGAGGGUACCGACAACAGACUGCGAUUUUUCGUCGGGCAAUCCGACAACAUGUCUUUCCACAUUCGCCGGCAGCUACGGAACUCCCGCUACCGCCGGGAAAACUCAUCUCUCCACGGCUACGCCAUGCAAAAGAGCCGCUGGGACUACUUCGUCAUCCUCGCGGUCCUCCCGCCGGGCCCAACAGCAGCGGAAUUCACAGAUCAGGAGCAGGCACUCCUUGCCAACAUUCUCUGUAUGUGGUGCGCGCUACUCUCCUGCACGCUUCAGCCCAGCACGAUGGAGGGUUGGCAAGCAGGACAGGCCAACAGGAUGCCAUGGACUGGUUUGAACCUCGCCUGUCCGCUUGAUCACGGCGCAGAGGGCCAGUACGUCAAUUGGCGGCAUGCCCUCAGCGAGAGCGAGGAUUCACUCAAGAGAUCCUACGUAACCGAGGUGCUGGAUAAGAGGCGUGAGUUGACGCCUUUCCGCGGUCUCGUGCUCGGUUUGGGAAUAGGUGUCUUCGUUGCUGUCUGGAUAGCGUCGCUACGAUCACCCCACGGCCGUCGCGGGAAAUAAAGAGCGUGAUAGAGCCGAACAGCUGGACAAGGUGAUAUCUGGAUAGUCGACUCACAUUUUGAGCAGAGUUUGAACUUGCACAUGUGAUUCAUAGCUCUCUCUUCAUAUAAAAAGUGCGCAGGUGUCCGUCACCUAAGCGCUGAGUCGCAAUUUUGUGCCCUGGUAUUAUACGCAGCCACUCAUUCGGGUUACCACCUAAUACUGAUGUAUCGGAGAAGGCCUUAAUUGCAAGGUUUCGAAAGAAAGGAUUGAAGAAGCUGAAUGCGGUCAAUGCAUUGUUUCCAUUGACUCGGGUGGUUGAGUGGAAUGAGGCACGCCAGCCACACCCGACAGGUUGUCUUUGUUCAACAUUGCCGGAACGGAAUACCGUAUAUGAG
This is a messenger RNA of Diaporthe batatas, 1322 nucleotides long. RefSeq lists its product as uncharacterized. Lineage: Eukaryota; Fungi; Ascomycota; Sordariomycetes; Diaporthales; Diaporthaceae. The coding region runs from base 70 to 945 and encodes 291 amino acids. The transcript is spliced from 2 exons. The record is from RefSeq and is a predicted model, not a curated record.